Molecule: messenger RNA, 1023 nt
Organism: Trichosurus vulpecula (common brushtail)
Lineage: Eukaryota; Metazoa; Chordata; Mammalia; Diprotodontia; Phalangeridae
Product: platelet-activating factor receptor-like
Exons: 1
Coding region: 1-1023 (340 amino acids)
Biological process (GO): positive regulation of Rho protein signal transduction; phospholipase C-activating G protein-coupled receptor signaling pathway
Cellular component (GO): membrane
Molecular function (GO): G protein-coupled receptor activity
Source: RefSeq, a predicted model, not a curated record
AUGAACAACACAGAAGCAGGUGCAGGCGUUCGAGGAUGUGGCCCUUGGGAUGAUCCUGCCCGCUUCAUCGUGGUGCCAGCAGCCUACGCAGUGGCCCUGAGUCUGGGCCUGCCUGCCAACCUGGCUGCCUUGGCUGUCUUUGGGAGGGGUGGGGGAAGGCUGGGUCAAGCUUUGCGUCUCUACCUGCUUAACUUGGCUGUGGCGGAUAUCCUCUUUACCCUCACACUGCCCUUCUGGCUCACCUACUACUUGGGCCGGGCCCACUGGCCCUUCCCUGCCUCCGUCUGCCAUGUCACUGGGGCCACAUACUACGCUGCCACUUACGCCGCCAUCUCCUUCAUGGUCCUCAUCAGUGUUAGUCGUUACUGCAUGGUGCAGGGGCCCAAGCCUGGGUUUGGCACCCGCCUGCCCCUCAACCAGCUUCGAGUGGCCCAGGCUGCCUGUACUGCUACCUGGAUGCUGUGCUUGGCCUGUGCUGCUCCGUCUCUAGUCUCUGCCCAGGCUCUUCGCCCUGGCCCGGGAGGCACUACCCGCUGCUUCGAACACGGCUGGGCCCGGCAAGACAUGGCUUAUGUCACUGUGGGCUUCUUCAUUGCUGCCUUCCUGUUGGUACUUGGGGCCUACGUAUCCUUGGCUCGGGUGCUGGUGGUGCCCCCUACAUCGAGAGGGGCAUCUCUAGGCCCUUUAGCUACUGGUUCCCAUCGACGCAUGGCACGGACCAUGGUACUGGGGCUGUUAUUGGUGUUUGCUAUUUGCCUGGCUCCCUAUCACCUCAUCCUAGCACCUUGGGUGGCCAGACAGGAGGGGAAUGAUGGUGACAACGGAGAUGGUGAGUGUCCGGUGCCUUCUACCCUGGAUGUCCUGCACACCCUCAGUCUGGCCUUGCUCAGUCUCAACAGUUGCCUGGACCCUCUUGUCUACUGCUUUUCAUUACGUCGUUUCCGCCAGGACUGCCGGGGGCUAAGCUGCUGCCCAGGGUCCAGAGGAACUGGGGUCCCGGCUUCCUCUUGUUCCUCCUCAUAG